AUGCUUCGGGUUUGCGGCGCCGGUGCCAUCAUCUUUCGCUUGCAGUCAGCUUCAGAUCGAGGCCAAAAUGCUCAAACUACUAGGAAACCAUCCUCGUAUUGUGCGAACUCAAGGGGACUGACGGACGACGGAAUUCUCCUCGAGUUUGCUCCGAACGGUAAUCUGCGUGACUACUACCUCGUGCCUCAUCCCGAAACGUCGCUUCAGCAACGUAUGACCUGGUGCGUGCAAGCUGCCCAAGGCAUAAACUACAUUCACUCCACCAAGCGGGUCCGUCCUUCACUGCCAUCUCCGCCACGACAAUCUCCUGGUGUGGACGACAACCUCGACCUCAAGCUUGCCGAUUCUCAAGGCCAGCACUUGUCCGCAGACGGCGUCGCUCUCCUCGAUGCCUUAUCCCUCGAAUCCUCCAAAUCAUGCCCACCUCGAACCCCUGCAGAUCGCGCACGAGUGAAAACAGACUUAACGCCCCUUGCACACGGUGAGGGGCUGGACGGGCUGUCUAUGCAAACCUCCGAGGCCCUCGAGGGCGAAAGUCCCCAACUCAUGGACCCGUGGCUUAGUGGUAUUUGCGAUGCGGCGCAAGCGGCUUCAAGUACCCCCGCGUGUUCGGCAGCUCGUUGGCUACGAUUGAACAAGAGCUACGAUUUCCUGGUCUUGAGCCUGGUGACCUUGGGAAUCCCAUAUCUGGGCCACAUGCUCGGUGUUCGGGGGUCAACCGCGGGUCACGUGAUUGUCGCUGCUCGAAAAUCGCCACCAAGGCUGAAUUCAUCCUACCCCUGGUCAUAA
This is a messenger RNA of Ustilaginoidea virens, 789 nucleotides long. RefSeq lists its product as uncharacterized. NCBI's taxonomy places the organism in Eukaryota, Fungi, Ascomycota, Sordariomycetes, Hypocreales, Clavicipitaceae. Bases 1 to 789 code for a protein of 262 amino acids. The record is from RefSeq and is a predicted model, not a curated record. The transcript is spliced from 3 exons.